AUGUCGCUUUUCGCGGGAGCAUUGAAGCAGCCUCAACAGAUUUCACGUUCGCAAUGCAGCCUAGACGAUAUGAAAGAGGCACUUAAACAAGGUCUAGAUCCUAACGUCCAAUGGAAAGAACUCGAGAUUGACGGCUCACGUCCAACCGGGGGUUGUGUGCUUUCUAGUUACGAUCCUUACGUUUCUUGGGCAAAUUAUAACACACCGCUCCAUAGAUCUUUAUGGCAUCAUCAUUACGAUGCCGCGACUCUCUUGCUAAAGAACGGUGCUCGGAUCGAUCUAUGCAACGCACUCGGGAGAACACCGCUACACGAAGCCCUUCGAUUUAAGUUUAAUUCUUCCCAAUAUGAAAAAGUCAAGUUUCUUAUUGAAAAUGGUGCAAAUGUCAAUGCUGAAAGCGAGGAGCGGUCCUUUCACGACCAGUAUACGCAUCGCUCAGGAGCUGCUGGAAUCGUCCCCUUGCACGAGGCUAUCAGGUCCUGGGAUUCCCAAAUGGUAACAAUAUUAGUGGAAGCAGGGGCGAGCCUUACGCAGUUGUCCCCGGGCGGAUGGACAAUCCUUGACCUUGCCAUACUGGAGAGAAACGAGCCGAUUAUAGAUUUUCUUUAUAAGUCCGGUGCUCGACUUUCGGAAAUAUCCAACCGAGAGGUUCAAUCAGAUAACCUACAAGAAAUGGCCCAGCUGUUACUAGCGGACGAUAAAAUAUUUCCUCCGUCUGACUGUCGGGAAGCGUACCUCCACGUUAUAAGCCACCCCGAGUUUCUCUGCGCCUGGGAAGAGUUUUCUACGGGCUCCGUAUCAACGUGCCGGGUACUUCUUGACAAAUUUCUCGAUAUUCUGUCUCGAAUAGCAGAGAAGCCCAAUCCAGAGAAUGUCCCAGGGGCUCCAACCUGCCUUCAGUGUGCCGCGUUCCUGAAGCAGCUAUCAGAGGGAAAUUUAUAUCCGUUUGAACUUCACCCGGAUCGAGACUCUCUUAGACGGUCUGCAAUUGAUGGGUGCUGUCUAUGUGUGUUGAUUCUGGAUGCUUUGGCCUACGGAACCGGCAGAUGGGCGGGCCUAAAUUCGGUAAAGUCAACAAAGUUCGGAAUAACACCCAAAAUUAUACUACUACCGGGUGGGUUAUUCACGAUUUUCAUACUCCAUGAGAACCAGUCCGAGACCUUGUUAAUCAGCAAUAUGUCUGACCACCAGAAAUACCCGGAUGACACCGAACUCGGAACAGGUUCACCUCGAGCCUUUGAGGCUGCUCGUUCUUGGCUGGAGAACUGUAGGUUGUAUCAUUCGAAGUGUAAUGAGUCGAAAGACGAAAACCCUAUGUUACCUACCCGAGUCAUCGACGUCGGAAAUGAAACAUCUGAGCCCUUCCUCUAUCAGAGUAACGGGAGACAUGCCCCAUAUCUUUGUCUUUCAUAUUGCGGGGGCGGUUCUAGCAACUUCAAAACAACAAAGGAGUCGCUUCUAGACUGCAUGAACACAAUCCCGCUCAGCUUAUUUCCACUCACACUACGUGACGCAAUUUUAGCUACAAGACAAUUGGGAUUCCGUUUCCUUUGGAUUGAUGCUCUAUGUGUUGUACAAGAUGACGAAAAUGACAGGAAAAGGGAAGCGGCACAAAUGCAAACCAUAUUCGCUAAUGCAACUAUGACCUUGUCAGCUCAUGACUCUCAGGACCCCACGGGGGGAUUAUUCCGGCCACGUCGUUGGAUCUACCCCCCUAGUCCCGUCCAGAUCUCUUUGCGAGUUCCUAAAAAGCGUAAAUCAGCGCGAGGAGUACAUAACUAUGGCCAUUUCGUCAUUCCGGUCCAUGGAGAAAAGGAGCUCUAUAAGCCCGGUCCGGACAGCUCUCAGGCAUGGGCACUCCAGGAGCAGAUUCUAAGUACUAGGAUAAUCCACUGGGGACCAGGGAUAUUAUACUGGGAGUGCUUAAGUUGCCAUGGAUCUGAAUCAGACCCGGAAGGUGUCACGCAUCCGUAUAGCAGCUGCACGGAUUUUUCACGGGUGCGUCGGCAAAAGCGUAUUGCGCAAGGACGUUACCAGGAAAAUGAUCUCUUUAGCUCUAGAAGCACCGCAUUAUCCCCUGAAAAUAAAGAAGGGGAGGUUAACGCACCCGAGGCAGAUAUUGCUAAAAGAAAGUCGACAUACCUAAUAUGGCAAGAGUCAGUCGCCGAAUACAGCUCACGAGUACUGGAUAAACAGGAGGAUAAGAUUCCAGCGUUUCUAGGUCUGAGUAGGAUUAUGGAACGAGUUCUUCAAGAUGAGUUUGUCGUCGGGAUAUGGAAGAACUCACAUUUAUUCCCUAGCCUCCUGUGGGCCGCCGAUAACUCGGAAGGAAAUUCGAGGAACGGAAACUAUCCAUCCUGGACUUGGGCUUCUAUCAACGGCAAGGUAAAAUACCCUAUAGACGACUCAUAUGUUACCUGGGAGCCGUCGAACGUGGUCCUAGAUAUCAAAACGUCUGGUCCGUCCCAGAAUUAUGCAACUGGCAGUAUUAUCAUGAGAAGCACUAUAAGGAAGUUCCCCGGGGGCAAUCGGCUUUGGCACCACAAGAGCAAGCCUCGAAAUCCCUCAUACCGCUUAACGCCACGCCGGAUAGAUGAGGAGUCAGAGUUUAGGUGGCAAGAUAUUCAAUCGAUAGUUUCGGCAUUUCAGGACAUCAGAACCGUCUUGCCAGAACCGCAGGCUCCGAAUAAUCGGGAGGGUUCGGGAGACGAUAUUUAUUGUUUAGUUGUUGCCCGUAUCGGUGUGGUACCGCCGCCAACGUUUGGGUAUCCUGCUUACCCUGGUGGAAGGCCUAAAUCCCUCGUCUGUAUAUGUCUUACCCCUGUAAGUCAUGACAAAGGAACCGAGACCAAGGCACCGCACAACACGUAUCGUCGUGUAGGAUUGUGUGAAUUUUGGGACCGACCGGAGUUCUGGGAGGACGCCGUGAAGGAUAAAUGGGUGACCAUGAUAUAA
Daldinia vernicosa is the source of this 2955-nucleotide messenger RNA. RefSeq lists its product as uncharacterized. The transcript is spliced from 2 exons. Gene Ontology annotation, molecular function: protein binding. Lineage: Eukaryota; Fungi; Ascomycota; Sordariomycetes; Xylariales; Hypoxylaceae. The record is from RefSeq and is a predicted model, not a curated record. The coding region runs from base 1 to 2955 and encodes 984 amino acids.